AUGACAACUCAGAAUCAGCCUAUUAAAGUGGCCUUUGUUUGCCUUGGAAAUAUUUGCCGUAGUCCUAUGGCUGAAGCUGUCUUUAAGAAGGUGGUGCAAGACAAUGAUUUGUCUGACUGUUUCUCAGAAAUAACUUCAUUUGGAACGGCUGCUUAUCAUACAGGCGAAACUCCAGAUCAUAGAACUGUUAGGGUCUGCAAGGAGCGUAAUGUCCCUAUAAAUCAUCGAGCCCAGAAGAUUUCCGCAGAUCACUUCAACCACUUCGAUUACAUCAUCUGCAUGGAUAAUGCCAACUUGCAUACUUUGAAAUCCAGAAACCCUGGCAAUUCUAAAGCUGUCGUUCAACUUUUUGGACAUUGGAAAGAAGAUUCCUUGGUUUCAGAAGAGGUGAAUGAUCCUUACUAUGGGGGAGUGGACGGUUUCGAAGCAUGCUACCAGCAAUGCUACCACUUCAGCCAAGUGUUUAUAAAAAGAGAACUAGAUUAA
This is a messenger RNA of Brettanomyces nanus, 486 nucleotides long. RefSeq lists its product as uncharacterized. Gene Ontology annotation, biological process: protein dephosphorylation. Gene Ontology annotation, molecular function: acid phosphatase activity; non-membrane spanning protein tyrosine phosphatase activity. The record is from RefSeq and is a predicted model, not a curated record. The transcript is spliced from 2 exons. NCBI's taxonomy places the organism in Eukaryota, Fungi, Ascomycota, Pichiomycetes, Pichiales, Pichiaceae. Gene Ontology annotation, cellular component: cytoplasm. Bases 1 to 486 code for a protein of 161 amino acids.